AUGCUGCUGCUUCCAAUCAGAUCGCUCGCCUCGUCCUUCACGCGCAAUGACGGGAUGGUCAUGACAGGAGAUCUCAUUCAUGUAGCAUCGUUGCCUAACAUAUCCAUGUUGAGGUUAGAAUUGUUGCACUAUGAUGUCAAAAUGAAUCUAACCAUAUUUCUUCCAAUAACAGCCUACAGUGGUAACUCUGGGUUUGUCAUCGAGGAUAAGUACAACACUGGUAUCAGCGAUCCAGAAUACUGGAACCCGAUCUCUAUCAACACCAAGUAUGGCGGAGGCUUCGGUACUGGUGUGACAGGAGCUGCUGAGGGUGGAUGGCAUCUCUUCGAUGGGUCUGUCGACACCAGCAUCAUGUAA
Messenger RNA from Guillardia theta CCMP2712, 357 nucleotides. RefSeq lists its product as hypothetical. NCBI's taxonomy places the organism in Eukaryota, Cryptophyceae, Pyrenomonadales, Geminigeraceae. The coding region runs from base 1 to 357 and encodes 118 amino acids. The record is from RefSeq and is a predicted model, not a curated record. The transcript has 3 exons.